AUGACCGACGUUACAGAGCCAUUACCAACCAUAACUAAAGAGGGAGAUAUCGCCGAGGGCUUGGAAAAACAUCAAGAGGUCAAAAAGUCAAGCAUCCAAAGUGAUAAUUUAAAAAUUAUAAGUGAUAAACAAUCAACGGAUCCGGGCAAGAGCGAAAAGGAUGUCCAAGGGGCCGAUACUGAAAUUAAAUCUAGUUUACGAGACAGUCAAAAUGUUGAAAACAAUAAGGAUGACAUCACUGAAGGCUUGGAAAAACAUAAAGUGGUCAAGAAGUCAAGCGUACUGGAAAGUGACAAUUUAAUUAUUAGUGAUAAAAAAUCAACGGAUCCGAACAUUAAGAGCGAAAAGGAUGUCCAAGGGGCUGAUACUGAAAUUAAAUCUAGUUUACGAGACAGUCAAAAUGUUGAAAAGAAUAAGGACGACAUCACUGAAGGCUUGGAAAAACAAAAAUUGGUCGAGAAUUCAAGCGUCCUAGAAAGUGACAAUUUAAUUAUUAGUGAUAACAAAUCAACGGAUCCGAACAUUAAGAGCGAAAAGGAUGUCCAAGGGGCCGAUACUGAAAUUAAAUCUAGUUUACGAGACAGUCAAAAUGUUGAAAACAAUAAGGAUGACAUCACUGAGGGCUUGGAAAAAAAUGAAGUGGUCAAGAAGUCAAGCGUCCUGAAAAAUGACAAUAGUGAUAACAAAUCAACGGAUCCGGGCAUUAAGAGCGAAAAGGAUGUCCAAGGGGCUGAUACUGAAAUUAAAUCUAGUUUACGAGACAGUCAAAAUGUUGAAAACAAUAAGGAUCAAAGUAAUAAUAGUAGUCAACUAGUUGAACCUGUUACAGAACCGGAAUCUCUUAAUUUAAAUUCGACAAAUAAUGUAAAGGGAGAAGAACAUUUUGAGACCCAAAAUGUCGAAGAAGUGGAGGCAAAAAACCCCUCGGGAGUUGUUAAGAAAGACAGUGAAACAGUACAAUAUCCCCCAUUUCCUGAGCAAGAAAUUGCUACUCCUGAUGUAAACCCACAACCAGUUACUACAAAUUUUCCAGGGCAGGUUCAUGGAGGGUUUAAAAGCAAUAGAGAUGUAAAGCGGCCAUCAAUAACACCAGAUCCCAUCUUGGCAAGAUCUGGGGCAUCCGCGACUCCUCAACAACAACCAUUAAUGCAUGCAGUGUUUGGCCUUUUAGCAUUUACGAUCCUCAUGAGAUUCUUCAUGUCCAGCUCCAAGUUCUUUUUCGUUAUUGCUUAUGCCGCUCUUGUAGCGUUGGUUGUCAUGGGACACUUAGGACAAGGACCGUUUGUCCAACGUCGAAGGCGUUAG
This is a messenger RNA of Macrosteles quadrilineatus (aster leafhopper), 1305 nucleotides long. RefSeq lists its product as uncharacterized. The coding region runs from base 1 to 1305 and encodes 434 amino acids. The transcript has a single exon. The record is from RefSeq and is a predicted model, not a curated record. Lineage: Eukaryota; Metazoa; Arthropoda; Insecta; Hemiptera; Cicadellidae.